AUGGCGUCGUCCAAAGGUCUUAUGAGUGAGGAGCAGUUAGAUGGUCCAGAGAAUAUAAUAUUUAACCCUACUAGUGAUAAUAUAGAUGUUGUAGAAGGAAAGAGUCAGAGUGUCAACUGUUUAGCUGAUUGUAAACCAGAUUGUAACAUCACCUGGUCUAAAGAUGGUUCAAGAACAAUUCUAAAUAACCCUUUAUCACUUAGUACUAGAGAUCAAACUGGUUCUUAUAACUGUACAGUUACACAUAUUGUAUUAAAUAAACAACUUACAAAACAACUUAAUGUUCAGAUUUAUUAUGGUCCUGAUGAACUUACUUUCUCACCAGAUGUAACAAGUAUCAAUAUAAUAGAAAAUGGUCCUGAUGAACUUACUUUCUCACCAGAUGGAACACUUAUCAAUAUAAUAGAAGGUAGAGAUCAAAAUAUAACAUGUUUAACUGAUUGUAAUAAAUGUAAUUAUAAAUGGACUGGACCAAUUUCAUCAUCAACUAAAGAUCUUGUAUUGACUCAAAUAAAAAGAACUCAGGAAGGAAACUAUAGAUGUGAAGCUACCAAUAUUAAAAAUACCAACCCUACAACAAGAUCUAAAUCUAUACAAGUUAAUGUACAUUAUCCACCUGAUAUAACCAGUGUAAAAUCUAAUGCCGUAAAUAACGAAACUGAUGAAGGUUCUAAUGUCACAUUUAACUGUAAGGUUGAUAGUAAACCAGUAUCUACUAUAACCUGGUCAUCUUCUACUAGUACUGAUACUAACACUGGUCAACAGUGGACAUUAACUCAAGCUAAAUGUCAGGAUACAGGAAUCUAUACAUGUACAGCUAAUAAUGGUAUUGGUCAGUCACCUACUAAAUCCUUACCAUUAAAUAUUAGAUCUAAGAAUGGUAUUGGCCAGUUAGCUGCUAAAGUUUUACCAUUAGAUAUUUAUAGAUUUUCUUCUCGAUUAAAUGAUAAAGAGGAAUUCCUUUCAGGUUCACCAAGAAUUAAUGGUGAUUUAAAAGAUGAAGUAAUGAAUAGACUAGGUGAAGAAGUAACAUUACUUAUUGAUGUUAUAGCCUAUCCUAAACCUAGUUUUAAAUGGAUACAAGAAUCAACAGGACAAGAAUUUACACCAGAUACAACUCAACAAGAAGCUACCAAUAAUUAUAUUUCAAGUUUAACAUUCACAAUACAACAAUCAUCAUUUGGUAUCUACAUUGUAACUGUUAAUAAUAGUAUAGGUGAUGAUAAAAGUUACACUAUAAAGAUUAUUGAUGGUGAUCCCUCCAAAUCUGGACCACCAUCAGAAUUAAAUAUUCCUGCUGUUGUUGGUGGAAUAGUAGCUGCAGUUGUUGUUAUAACAAUUGUAAUUGUAGCUGUAAUUGUGAUUAAGAAAAGAAGGAAUAGUGAACCUGAGUAA
This is a messenger RNA of Lottia gigantea (owl limpet), 1395 nucleotides long. RefSeq lists its product as hypothetical. Gene Ontology annotation, cellular component: cell-cell junction. The record is from RefSeq and is a predicted model, not a curated record. Bases 1 to 1395 code for a protein of 464 amino acids. The transcript is spliced from 9 exons. Gene Ontology annotation, biological process: cell-cell adhesion. Lineage: Eukaryota; Metazoa; Mollusca; Gastropoda; Lottiidae. Gene Ontology annotation, molecular function: cell adhesion molecule binding.